AAGGAAAUGUUCUCACAAAUUCUUCUAGAUAUACAUGUCAUUGUUUAAAAAUAAUAAAACCCUGAUCCAAAUAUCCCCGCUAUUAAGUUUUGAAACGUUAAACGUUAUACCUCCGUAUAAUCUUUUAAUACUUGUAAAAAAACAAAAACUGUUUAUACAAAUUUUCUUCAAAAUGUAAUCAGUGACUGCAAAUUACUCAAAAUAAUGGCUGUCUGAACUACUUACUAAUGUCGUUUGAAAGUAAAUAUAUAUACAAGCUUCUAUCCACCUACAAGCACUUCCGGCUGAUACUGUGAUGUAUAUGUGUCAUCUUCAUGUAUUUUUACCCUUCACGGGUAAAUAUCCACAAAACAGCUGUUUGGUAGAAAUGUUUAUUACCACGUUUUCGACAUGUGUUGAAAGUACGGUUCCUCUUAACUGCUGAGAUGAUAAACGAUAGUAAUGUAGCAUCCAAAAUGAUUAUCGUCGUAUAAUUCUAUUUCUUAGUAAUACGUAACCUCGAUCACCUGAAUAGAGCUUUAUAGGAAUUAUCAUGGCUCAGUGUAAGUUAACCCCUCGCGAAUUUAUAAAUAAUGCUUUUUCUCCGCAAAUCGCUGUUGUAUGUUCAACUGCAGCUGAUGCCACUUGUCAAAAAAACAAUUUAUCAUUCGUUGAGCUACUGCAACCAUUCUGCAAAUUAAAUACUGAAGGUCAUUUUAAAGAUCCGCAGGGAAACAUUGUAACAGUUAGAAGUCUUCGACUUUUUAUACAAGAUGUCAAUGCUCAUCCACCAGAACCAAAUGUUGCUAAAAAAAUGCUGAAUGAAGCAGUUAGUUCAAUGAUAUGUGAACAUACAACUUUGAUCCGAAUUGGAACCACAGAGCUUGAAAUACCUGUCUCAGUUUCUUGGUUCGAAGCAUGGAGAGAAAUGUUUCUGAGCAUUCAAUUCCCAUCAGAUCAUGAAUUUACCAAGCAUUUUCUUGCUUGUAUGAUAGUUGUUUCUACAGCAGAGGACAAUCCUUUGGAGAAAAUACAAAAUAUGGGUGCACAGUUACAUCAGAGUAUACCUGGGAAAUUGCCAAAAUGGUUUAAUAAUAAUACACUUAGAUAUUACAUUCUAGUACAUGAUAUUGUACAAGAUGAUAAGAACAAGGCUGAAGUAGUUUUUACAGAAAUGAAAAAUGUUUAUGGUGCUAACAAUUGUUUUUUAUUACAAAUGAAUUCAAGACCACCAGGUCAAAUUGAUGACAAUACUCAUUUGCCAGAUCCUUGGAGUCAAUUUCUAGUGAAGCAUUCAGAUAUAUCUGGAGGUAGUGAACAAAGUAGCUCUCCUCGUACUCCUGCAGAUACUAGUGGAGUUUCUUCUAUGCCUAAUGAAGUUUCCACUGAUACAGAAAAGACAAGUCAAGCUGGAACACCAGUAGCUCCACAAAAUUCUGUACUUCUUUCUCCAGAUGUAAAUAGUACUAUUAAUUUUUCUCCUGAAAUAUCUGAGUCUGCAAAUAUGCAUUUAGAAGUUGGUCAAGAAGCUGUUUCUGUUACAAUUCAUCCUUUAAGUCCAACUAUCGAGAAGACACAAAAUCCAAGUUCUGUUGUACAUACAAAAGGGCAAGCCAUUAAUAAUACACCAUUAAAUGUAAAUGUUUGGGCAGACUCUCCUAGUUAUGUAACAACGCAACAUGGUGCUAGAUUAUCUACACAAGAUUUAGAAAGACUACGAACAUUAAUAACAGAAUUCUGUUUAAAAAGUUUAUUACCUUAUGUAGAAAAGCAAAUUGGUCUACUAAAUGAUGUAAUAUCAAAUAAAAAAGGUGUCAGUAGAUCACUUUUUAGUGCAACAAGACGAUGGUUUGGAACGAAUAAGCCUGGUAUACCAGGACCUACUCCAUCAAAUGCUGUAAUUUACACAACAGAAUCUCCAGAAUUACAAUUGCGUCGCUUAGGUGACUUGUGUUUCAUGUUCAGUCACUAUUCACUUGCUUACCAAGCAUAUCAUAGUGCAAAAAGAGAUUUUGCAGCAGAUCAGGCUUGGCUUUAUUAUGCGGGUGCUCUAGAAAUGGCUGCUUUAAGUGCAUUCAUGCAAGGUGAAACUAAUAGAAAAACUAUUGAAUAUAUGGAUGAUGCAAUAUUGACUUAUUUGAACAGUUGUAAACAGCCACAGUUUGCAACAAGAGCAACGCUUCUCAGUGCCGAAAGUUUAAAAGGCAGGAGUUUAUAUGGAGAAGCUGCAAAACAAUUAAUUCGCAUGACUAGCGAGGAAUCAGACUUACGUUCAGCACUUUUAUUAGAACAAGCAGCUUAUUGUUUUAUUGGGCCGAAAAUGAUGCGCAAAUAUGCAUUUCAUGCCGUUCUUGCUGGUCACAGAUUCUCAAAGGCGGGUCAAAGAAAGCAUUCGUUACGAUGUUACGAACAGGCGUAUCAGGUAUAUGAUGGAAAAGGAUGGUCAUUAGCCGAAGAUCAUAUACAUUUUACUAUUGGUAGACAGGCAGCAUCAUUGAAACAAGUUGGCGAAGCUGUUACAGCAUUUGAAAAGUUGCUAAAUGCUGAGAGUAAGCAAGCAGCUCCACAGCAGGCUACAUUUUUACGUGAAUUUUUACAUAUCCAUAAUUUAUUGUUACAGGAAGGUUUAGCAAAUCGUUACGAGCUUCCUAUCUUGCCUUUACCAUUAAUAGAUAGUAAUAAUAUAAAAGUAUUAUAUGGUCCUACAGCUAGGCCCUAUGAAAACAGUGUUCCAGCAAGUCAUGUUUCAUUUGAUACUGAAGAAUGCGAUGAUGUAAGAUGGUCAAAAAUGGAGGAAAUGUUAAUAACAGAAGCACAGGGGUCACCACCUAUGAUAUUCAAACCACUAGUUGCAUUAUAUUCCAAAACAAGUAAUAACAGUGUGAAACCAAAUGCAAUUUUGAACGAACCAGUGCAUUUUUUUAUUGAAUUAUAUAAUCCGUUACAUAUACCAUUGCCACUAUCUAAUAUCAGAUUAUUAUGGUUGUUCACUUCUGCUGAUAAACAAAUUACAAAUGACAUGAACUCAACAGAGAAUUUAAAAUUGGUAGAAACGCAAACAAUAGAAAAAAUUAUUUUGCAACCAGUUUGUAAACAGUAUAUUAUGUUGUAUCUUAUACCAAAACAAGUAGGAGAGUUAAAAGUGUUAGGCUUAGGGUAUGAUUUAUCUAAUCCAGCACUUGCAGUAGACAUGCCAAUUGUUAAUCCAACAUUAGCUAUUUCUGGAAAAAGGUUAUUUGAAAUUAGGGGUCCUAAAUUAAAAAAUGUUAAAGAAAAGCCUGGUGCAAAUUUGUAUGGUGUAGAUUAUAGAUUGGAAAUGAAUGUUAUUGAAAAAACACCAUGUAUGCAGGUUUUCUUUAGUAACUUAUCUUCAAAACUAUUAUGUGGUGAAAUUCAAAAAGUAAAUGUUAAAUUAAAGAAUGUAGGAAAUGCACCACUGACAAAUGUGUAUUUAGCGUCUACAGAUGCAAAACUGUUUUCAUUAGGAGACAAGCAUAUAAAUGUACAAGAGCAUUCAGUGAAAAAAAAUAAAUUGACAACAAAAAUUUCAUUACCUUUUGAUAAUGAUACAUUAAAUGUUGGAGAGUUUUGUACAAUACCGUUAUGGAUACGAGCGCCACAUGAAAAAGGAAAUCAUCGUUUAGACUUACUUUUUUACUACGAGAACGUUGAUCCUAAAAGUGUAGUAAGGCAUCGACUUUGCAGACAUACGUGGCAUUUCAUGGUUUUGGAUUCCAUACAAAUCAGUGCAGUCGCGUCGAGAAGUGUAUUAUUUAAAAAUGUUUCACCCACUUUAAACCUAAUUGUUUGCGUUAAGAAUGCAAAUCACGUUCAUGAUUCCAUUAUGAACGAAAUUAUAUUGUCCAAAGUUCUGUUUCAAAGCGAUAUGUGGUCUGUAUUCAGUUCAUCUGUCCUUCCAAGUGACAUUAAAAUAGAACCUCAAGAAGUGUUUCAUUUAAUGCUGAAGUUAAGGAAAAAGUCCGAGGGCGAGUCAGUAUUUUCUCAUGUGUCCUUAACUCAAGAAACUAAUAGUACAACAUUAGAUGUGAAUUAUCCUUACAUCAGUUUUAUACAAAGAAGACAUAUUCCACCAUUGGAUGUAAAUGAAAAUUCGGUUGAAAUGCAACAACAAUUUCAACGAUUGUCACAAAAUAUAGAACAGUCACAUCUAUCAACCGCUGUGUCCUUACAUUCUACUUUAAUUCUUCAAUGGCAAGCAAAGGUGGUUGAAGGUGGUACUAUUUCUAGACAAGCGAUUGGCCAACAUCAUCUUGACCUUGAAUAUUUGAAUAAAACAUAUAAACAUCCCAAAGAAAUUCAAGUUGAGCCCAAUGAGUAUGGCGCACGCUUGAAAAUAUUUGGGCCGGAUAAAAAUGUACCCGAUUGGUUAACUGUAACUAGUAAAGAACAACUUUUAGAAACGGAAUUUUUGAAGAACGUCGUAUCUUUUUCAUUAAGUCACGAUAGACAAAUCACUCAUAAUUUCAAUCAAAACCGUCUGUGUUUCGUUCCAGUAAUGAUGUACAUACAGAAUCAUUUAGAGUCACAAAUCGAUAUUAAAGUAAAUACAAUAGGUACUAGCAGUGGAUCACAUCUUCCAAAUAUAAAAUCGCAGUUAUAUUCUCCACAAGCUUCUACAUUUUAUAGAUACGCAUGUCAUUCGGCAAUUUCUUCUCAUAUAGGACCACUUACCAGCAAUACUGUAAAAUUACAAGCUGUACUUCCAGCCCCUGGAACGUAUGAUUUAGCAGCGCGUGUAGAAGUCUCUGUAAGAGUUGUAAAUACUAGAGAAUUCAUCUUACAGAAGUGGAAAAUGGAAAGCAUAUGUAUUAUUAAUGGUGACAGUAAAUAAUUAAGAAGCAUAAAAGCAUUAUUAUUAUUAGUAAUAUCAAGUAAUGUAAUAAAUUUAUUUCAUUUAUGUAAUUUAAAAUCAUUCCUUGAUGCUAUGUAAAUAUCUAGUACAGGUCAAAUUAUUACUAUUAUAUCUUUACUUAUAAAUUUAAUGUGUAUUAUUUAACAGAUCCCAGAUUUUCUUUUUUUUUAAUUUGUUACAGUGCUGUUUAUAGUAUACAUCAGAGAUGGAAUAGUCCAAUCUAAAAGAUUAUCAUAAAUUAUAUUAUUAUAAAUCAGUACAUUAAAGUUAUUUUACGUAAAAAUAAGAUUAAUUGCGAUAUAUAUCAAAUAAUUUU
Messenger RNA from Nomia melanderi (Alkali bee), 5168 nucleotides. It is a transcript of the gene l(3)76BDm, whose product is annotated as trafficking protein particle complex subunit 8 homolog l(3)76BDm. Gene Ontology annotation, cellular component: TRAPPIII protein complex. The record is from RefSeq and is a predicted model, not a curated record. Lineage: Eukaryota; Metazoa; Arthropoda; Insecta; Hymenoptera; Halictidae. Gene Ontology annotation, molecular function: protein binding.